Messenger RNA from Oreochromis niloticus (Nile tilapia), 2586 nucleotides. It is a transcript of the gene zfyve19, whose product is annotated as zinc finger, FYVE domain containing 19. Bases 182 to 1456 code for a protein of 424 amino acids. The transcript has 11 exons. The record is from RefSeq and is a predicted model, not a curated record. Gene Ontology annotation, molecular function: phosphatidylinositol-3-phosphate binding; metal ion binding. NCBI's taxonomy places the organism in Eukaryota, Metazoa, Chordata, Actinopteri, Cichliformes, Cichlidae. Gene Ontology annotation, biological process: abscission; mitotic cytokinesis checkpoint signaling. Gene Ontology annotation, cellular component: cleavage furrow; midbody; centrosome.
ACGUCACACCUCAGCUUCCGCGUUGCUUCCUGUUUUGAAUGAACACCUGAAAAUAGUUGCUAGUAGCUAGCUGCCAGAUUAAUGCUCACGACUGAGUGUGUUUUCUUAGGCAUUUUAACCCACUGUAGCUGUAUCGAUAGCAUUAACAUUCCCCUACCCAUGAGCCUCUGCACGUGUCGGUAUGGACAGUCGAUGUUAUUGUUGUGCGUCCAAGUUUAGCCUCUUCAAGAAGGAGCUGGGCUGUAAGAACUGCGGCCGCUCCUUCUGCUCCAGCUGCUUGACUUUCAGUGCUGUGGUGCCUCGCUGUGGCAACACCCAGCAGAAGGUCUGCAAACAGUGCCAUGGUAAUCUGACCAGUGGGCAAUCUUCAACCAGUGCUGGCAGAUGGUCUCCUCCAGAAAACUAUAAAAAACGGGUCGCUGCACUUGAGGCCAAACAGCAAGGACAGCCGACACAGCCUGUGAGGACUAGCAAAGCAGGACAUCCACUAACCAGCGGCCUGAGCAAAGAAGAUCAGGCGAUUGCUGAAAGGCUUCAAAAGCUCAAGGAGGACACAGCACCUAAGUCUGUCCCCUCUGACAAAGAGCUCAAGUCCCGACUUGCUGCUCUGAAAGCUCCCAGCAAGCCAGUACCUUCUGCAGAAGAGAUGGAGGACCGUCUGGCCACUCUGCGGGGCCUCCCUCCACCAUCUCAAGCUCCUCGACCUGUGCAUCAGCCUCCAGAAAACCGGACCCAGACUGAACAAGCCAAUGAUUUGAUAAGUCAGAUGACAGAGGAAGUUGCAAUUGACAACCAGCAAUCAAAUCCUGAAUGCAGUGUAGAUGGCCGUAUGAAUGAUCUCAAUAAAGGUGAGGCAGGUACACUGGAUGAGAAUUUGGAAGAGAACCAGGAUGCAGCCAAGCAGCUGGAGGCUGAGAAAGCCCAUCUGCUCGAGGAAGCUAUGGAGGAGCUGAGGAAAGAGCGUCACUCUCAGGAUCAGAUCCUCCACAUGGCAAAGAGGCUGGCAGAGCUGAAGGGGCAGGACCCGGACAAAGUUACUAUGGAGGACUUCCAGCAACCUGACAGUGAAGAGGAGACUGAAGAAGAAGCUGUUAUGAGAGUGUUAAAACAGCUCUCAGAAGAAACUGUACUAGAUGAGGCCAGUGGCUACAACAUACCUUUAGAACAGAGUGGCCCAAGGAAUAGGGAAAAGAAAAAAUCGUCCAAGAAACCGGCUCCACCUCCGGCACCUAAGAACAGGAACCUACCUGCUGCUGAUGCACAUCAGCAAUCAGACAGUGAUGAAGAAGAGCUUCCAUGGUGCUGCAUCUGUAACCAAGAUGCCAGCCUUCGAUGUCACACCUGUGAUGGAGAUCUGUACUGUAACCGCUGCUUCAGGGAAGGCCAUGAUAAAUAUGACAGGAAGGAGCAUCGCACCACUAACUACACUGCGCCAAAGAAGAAGAGGAAGACAUGAUAGUGAAGCUAUGCUGCAGGUGAUUGUUAGAGUUAGGCCAGCCAUCACACUUAGACUUGUUCUUUAGCCUUAAGUGACUUACUAUUGUUAGAAAACAGUCUCUCUAAUCAUCUAAAACAAGCCACAAACCAUCAGAACUCAUUAACAUAUUUUAUUCAGUAAAUGCUAAGGCUGAACUAAUUGAAUGGCGCAUAAUAAGAAACUACUGGUAAUAUUUCUUGCAAAGCACCGGCUAGAUAAGGACCAUAAACACAAUGUAAAUGCAAUAUAAUAUGUAUAAUAUCUUAAAUAUAGUUUAUUUUUUGUGGAAUGUGUAAAAAUAGACGUAUGUAACAUUUGCAGAGGCUGCUAGACAGUGAAAGUAUUGCAGCAAACCUGCACGGCCGCUUCACAUAGGAAUCCCAAAAAUGAAUAUGGUUGAUCUGAAUAAGAAGUAUCGGGUUUAUUUUUAUUUUGACUUGUCCUACUUCCUAAUGACAACAAAGGCUUAUUUAAAGUGCUCUUUUGCACUUGUCAUCAUAUGAUGAUUUCCAAAUUUUUAUAACCCGUACAGAAAGCAGACACAUCGUGAGCUCAUCUGGGAUGUUGUACAAUCCCAGACUGCUGUCAGCUCCGCACCGAGGAAGCACAGAGGAGUCAGUAUAAAAGGAUUACUAAGGGCUUUGUUUUCUUUUGGCAGUCACUGCAGUCGCUCUUGUAAUCUAUGUUUGGCUGUGUGUGUAAUUUGAUUAUAAAUAAAGGAUAAGUGUUAGCAACUAUGUCAAGUCGUUGAGAGCAUGCAGCAUACCUUAGCUUUAUUUUUAACAUUAAAGCCUUUUUUUCCUUUUAGAUCCAACAUAUUAUUACUAGAUAAAAAAUAUCUCAGUCUGGCAGGCCUUGUAGGGAGUGCAAUUCUUAUAGUAUACAUGCCUUCUUUGUCAGAGAAGUCGAGGAGAACCAUAUACAUUUCUAUAGUGGAGACCUCACCCGAAAGACCCUCUGUGUUUGACAGAGAGAAGGCCAGAGUGCAGGCUCAUCAGCGUGCAUUACUGUCUGGCUGAGGAGAAACCAUAAUUACACUCUUCUCUUGGGGCUUGCUCCAUUAAGGUUCAUGUGGAAAGUGUUACUGUGCCUUUUCUGGCCGUGUCAUA